AGUCACACUGCAUGUGUUGCAAAGAUUCUACAUGCAAACUCCAGUACUAUAUACUUGAAUUGAAAAGCCAAGGAGUAUUUUAUCAUGGCUAACGUGGAAAAAUACAAACCAAAUAACAAGUGGUUAUUCAUUCUUGUGUUCCUUGGGGAUACACUCCAAACGUCUCUUUUGGAAGUGAUUGCAGCAGAGUAUCCACCAUCUAAUUGUACAUAUGUAGCUGAUUCUCUAUCAGCUCCUAAUUGUACAAAUGCGACUGCAUCAGCUCCUAAUUGUAUAAAUGCGACUGAUUCUCUAUCAGCUAAUGGCACAUAUGUGGCUCUAUGUCCACCAGCACGUGGUGCAGCUGUAGCAACUGUUGUCACAUAUGCCCUUAUUGGGUUCUUUUUCGCUAUCGUACCUGCUUGUGUCUAUGCUGUAGUAGAAAUAUGUCGCCAUGGCUGUGAAUGUAUCAGUAUUGGAAAACAAUGGUCGUAUGUACUUUUUGGCUCUGUUUUCUACUAUUAUGGAGACAAUGUCUUUAAGCUGGUCGAAAUGUAUGCUAAUGUGCUCGGUCAUUGUGACAGAAAUUGUCUGAGAUAUUGGAGGGUGUCUGGAGUUAUUGCACUUUUUUUGUUCAUACGAUUGGAUAAGGGUCCGAAUAAGAGUCCGGAUAAGGGUCCUGAUAAGAGUAUGGAGAAUUGGUGGAAAACAGCUGCACCUAUGCUUAUUCAAUUAGUUUCCCUUGAUGUUUUUUACAGUACUUUCAUUGAAUUUGCACAAAUGCACAUGAUAUGCACGUCAACUAUGUUUUGCGGAGGACCCGAUAUCGCUCUUGUAGUAGCAGCCGGGUUAAUUACUCUGAUUUAUGCAGCAUACACUAUUUGCUGCAGUUGCUACAAAGUCAUCAUGUUUGAUGGAGAAGAAGGUCCAUCCACAACAUACAUGUGGAUAGUUGGUAUUUCUGGUAUUGUGACAUGGUUUACUUUCAUAGCCUACCUUUUAGCAGACAAUGCUCUGCCAUUAGACUUUUACUUUUGUGGUGUGCCUGUCGAUGGUAAGGCUGAAGUUAUGGAGUAUAUACAUAGUGUGAGAGCUGCUCUAAGCAGUUUGUGUACCUUUGUUUUUUCUUUUAUUGCUACUAUUUUUCUCAUACCUGCUUGGAAGAAUCAGCUACAGAAAAUGAAAGACUCAAUUAAUACGUGUAUAUAAUGCAAGAACUAGACGUCAUGUAUAUAUAUAUCGACUGAAACUAUGGUAGAAUAGUAAAUAGUUUUGUGUUGUUUAAAUUAAAGAUUUAAAAAAAUCUCUAUAGAUCUAAUUAUAUAGUUAUUUCUCUUG
Molecule: messenger RNA, 1317 nt
Organism: Halichondria panicea
Lineage: Eukaryota; Metazoa; Porifera; Demospongiae; Suberitida; Halichondriidae
Exons: 2
Coding region: 85-1188 (367 amino acids)
Source: RefSeq, a predicted model, not a curated record